AUGCAGGAGCCAUCUGAUUACUCGCAAACCCAAGAUUAUGAAGAAUCAGCUGAUCCUCGAAUCCCAGAUGAUUAUAGCUCCUUUAGUUUUGGAGAACUCAAUUCAGAUCCGAUUAUCUCGAGCGAUGAAGAAUCAACAGAUACAGAUCUUGAAGGAAUUUUAGAUCGCCUUGAUUCAGAUGGAGUAAGUUCUUAUGAAGAAGACGAAGCAGAUUCUCAUCGAAUACUCAAUAUUUGUAAACAAUGUGGUGAAGCUUUUUCUGAAAGAAUCAACUUAUUAUUGCAUGUUAAAAUUGCUCAUACAGGCAAUAUACCCCUUUUCAUUUGUUGGCAGAUCAAUCAAAACGGUUCUUUUUGUGGCAAAUGGUAUACAAGAAAAUUUGCACGUUUAGUUCAUUCUUUAGAAUCACACAAUCAUUGUCCAGAUUGCGAUACUCAAUUUACCUGCUUAGAGGACUCAAAUCAGCAUAGAAGAGCAAAACAUUCACGAAAAAAAAAAUCAAAGCAUUCAUUAGCUGGUAUCACUCAAACUAAAGCGAAUAGCACUAAAUCUCUAGAUACAGCGAAUGCACACGAUAUUACUCUACAAAAUCUUGAAGAUACUGCUAUAUAUUAUAAAAAAGAAUUACCCGAAGAAGGGAUCCCGUAUUUUGUUAAGAUUGAUAAGAACCCCUUAUUGUUUAUUGAGGAAAUAAAAGAACUGAAAUCGCAAGGGUUCACCAAAUGCACUAUUCGGCCGUCGAAUCUCGUUCAAACGGAUAAAAUCAUAUCUGUUUUAGGAACUUCCUUAGAUCUUCUUGUAUGCGCUGAAUCUUCCUUACCAUCAGUAUCCCAAUUACAUACGGAUACAAAAUCUAGAGCCAUGACAAAUUGGCGCAAAGAACUUUUAGGAUAUAAUCUAAGGGGAAAAAAGAGAUUGACCGCUAAAGCACAACAAAAUAAAUCGCAAGAGGAAGCACCUCGUAAAGAAAGAAAACAUCAUUGUGCUUAUGCUGCCGAUGACAUUCCUUGCUCUAACAGUUUUACCAGAAGUUAUCAUAAAAGACGGCAUGAAAUCAAUUCUCACUUUUUCUGUUCAUUAUGUAACACUAAAUUCAAUUCGAGACAACUAGCUUUUGAGCAUUAUAUAACCAAGGCUUGUUCUAAAGAGAAUUAA
Didymodactylos carnosus is the source of this 1155-nucleotide messenger RNA. The record is from the annotation of a GenBank genome assembly. Lineage: Eukaryota; Metazoa; Rotifera; Eurotatoria; Philodinida; Philodinidae.